This is a messenger RNA of Staurois parvus, 322 nucleotides long. NCBI's taxonomy places the organism in Eukaryota, Metazoa, Chordata, Amphibia, Anura, Ranidae. The record is from the annotation of a GenBank genome assembly.
GCCAAAGCUGAAAAAGAAGACUACAAGGACUAUGUACUCUGCAGUGAUGAGACCAAGAUAAAUGUUUUUGGAACUGAUAGCUUCAAAACUGUAUGGCAUCGCAUAGGUGAGGAGUACAAAGAAAGAUGCAUGGUGCCUACAGUGAAACUUGGUGGUGGCAGUAUCCUUUCUGUUUGUCCGUAUGAGUGCUGCUGGUGUCGGGGAGCUGCAUUUCAUUGAUGCUAUCAUGAAUUUACAGAUGUACUGCUCUAUAUUGAAAGAGAAGUUUUCCAACAUGACAAUAAUCCAAAACACACAUCUAAGACCACUGUUGCAUUUCUGA